Messenger RNA from Nerophis lumbriciformis (worm pipefish), 2892 nucleotides. It is a transcript of the gene slc1a5, whose product is annotated as solute carrier family 1 member 5. Gene Ontology annotation, molecular function: L-aspartate transmembrane transporter activity; symporter activity; neutral L-amino acid transmembrane transporter activity. Gene Ontology annotation, biological process: L-aspartate import across plasma membrane. Gene Ontology annotation, cellular component: plasma membrane. The record is from RefSeq and is a predicted model, not a curated record. Lineage: Eukaryota; Metazoa; Chordata; Actinopteri; Syngnathiformes; Syngnathidae.
CUCGUGCUGACACUUUCCGUUGGAACUCUACCGGCACCACAUUUUAAAUCAACAAUGGCCGACAAGUUAGAGGAAGUCAAGACGUCCAACGGGGAGGACCUCUUAGCCAACGGACCCUCCCACGCUAGCCGCAGCAACCCGGAGCCUCUGUCCCGCCGCGUGAAGCGAAUUGUGGCGGCCAAUUUACUGGUCAUUCUCACCGUCGUUGGCGUUAUCAUCGGCGUCUUCAUCGGGCUCGGCGUGCGUAACGUGGCGCUGACCCGCACCCAAGUCAUCUACAUCGGCUUCCCCGGCGAGGUGCUCAUCCGCCUGCUGAAGAUGAUCAUCAUCCCCCUGGUGGUGUGCAGUUUAGUGUCCGGAGCGGCCAGCAUCGACCCAAAAGCCCUGGGGAAGUUAGGCGGAUGGGCGAUGCUCUUCUUCCUGGUCACCACGCUCAUAGCCUCGACCAUCGGGGUCGUGAUGGCAUUCAUCAUCAACCCGGGCUCGGUGGCUAUGACCAAGCCCACACUGGCCAAUGCGGACGACAGCGUGCCUGAGUCCAAAGAGGUCAUAGACUCCUUUUUAGAUUUGAUCCGAAACAUCUUCCCUUCCAACCUGGUGUCUGCUGCCUUCCAGUCAUACGCAACCAGCUACAAGCUAGUGAAAACCAAUGGCACAAAUGGCCUCCCCAACAUCACAGUGGAGAAGGUUCCCUUUGGAACAGACCAGGACGGCAUGAAUAUUCUGGGCCUGGUGGUGUUUGCCAUCGUGUUUGGCGUGGCAUUGAGGAAGUUGGGGGAGGAAGGCGAGAUCUUGAUUAAGUUUUUCAACUCCUUCAACGAAGCCACCAUGGUGCUGGUCUCCUGGAUCAUGUGGUAUGCCCCUGUAGGUAUCAUGUUCCUUGUUGCUGGCAAGAUUGUGGAGAUGGACGAAGUCGAUAAGCUGUUUGCCAGCUUGGGGAAAUACAUCGCUUGCUGCAUUGUCGGACACCUCGUCCACGGUGCCCUGGUAUUGCCCGCCAUCUACUUCGUCUUCACGAGGAAGAACCCAUACAAGUUCUUGUGGGGGAUAUUCACAGCUCUGGCCACAGCUUUUGGAACGGCCUCCAGCUCAGCCACGCUGCCGCUGAUGAUGAAGUGCGUGGAGGAAAACAACGGCGUCUCCAAGCAAAUCAGCCGCUUCAUCCUCCCCAUCGGCGCCACAGUCAACAUGGACGGCGCCGCGCUGUUUCAGUGCGUGGCGGCUGUUUUCAUUGCUCAGCUAAACGGCGUCUCCCUCAACUUCAUCCAAGUCAUUACCAUCCUCGUGACGGCAACGGCGUCAAGUGUUGGAGCUGCUGGCAUACCCGCCGGUGGGGUGUUAACCCUCGCUAUCAUCCUGGAGGCUAUCGGGUUGCCCACCAAUGAUCUCUCCCUUAUCCUGGCUGUCGAUUGGCUUGUCGACCGCACAUGCACGGUGCUCAACGUGGAGGGCGACGCCUUCGGAGCCGGCCUCCUGCAGUGCUUCGUAGACCGCACGUCCAAACCGGAAGAAGCGGAGCUGAGGGACCUCAAAAAGGACGCCGACAAGAACCCUGAGCACUCGCCGCUUAUGGAGAAGGCAGGCGGCCCGGGUUACGAACCGAGCAACAACACUACCGAGUCGCACAGGGAUAAAGAGUCUGUCAUGUAGAACGUACAAAAAGCUGCUAGACCCGGUUCCGUUAAAAACACUCCCGCGGAAGCUGAACGCGGACAGUGUGGACCUUUUUGUCAGCCGUUGUGGCACGAGGAUGAUGGAUACUUUGCAAAACCGUUGUAAGCAGCAACGCUGUCAGACAGAACAGUAAUGACGUGGAGGACUAACGAGGUAAUUUAUUGGCGACUGAAGACAAGUAAGCCACAAAGAUGGAUGAGCAUCAGGACAGUUUGCCAAGGUUUUCAUCAUCUUCAUCCCAUAACUGUCAUCGUCUAAAUGGUUCAUUUAAUGCAUUGUGUGUUGUGGCGGGUACGUAACUGCUCCUUCUUAUUGUUUCUUCUCAAACGGGAGUUUUAGGUAUAUAAAAACCAAACAUUACAUUUAUAUUCUUACAUCAAAUGCAAUACUUUGCAAAGUACCUCAACGCUAUUACUGCAACACCUCAGGCUGUACUCUGACUUGAAGACUAUUAUUUUUCUCCUUCAGACCAAAAAACUAAGAAAAUCCCCAUUGAAAUGUUUAUAUUUAUUUAUAUCUCUAGUCCAUAUUUUUACUCUAGCAUUUUAGCACAUGAGUUAGAAAGCACAAAUUUUAUCAAGCAAGGGCUGAACUUGGAGAUGUUAGGAUGACAAUCUUUUGGAAAAUUUUACUCUAGCAUUUUAGCACAUGAGUUAGAAAGCACAAAUUGUAUCAAGCAAGGGCUGAACUUGGAGAUGUUAGGAUGACAAUCUUUUGGAAAAUCACUCCGGUGCUUUGUGAGAAUAUAGAAACUUUAUUGACCUCAAAGGUUCAAGUGUUUAUAUUUUGCUAAAUCCAAAGAUUUUUGCUUGAAGAUUUCCAAAUAUAUUUUUUUGGCUGUUUAGGUUAUGUGAGAAGAUCUUAAUUGAAUCCCAUAUAAUAAUUAUGGGGACUGACUUUCAACUUGUCCGUUUGGGUAUAUAAGGUGCUUCCACUUGCCUGUCAUUAAUUUUCUCAAUUUGUUUUCUGAUAUCUUAGGAGGGGAGCACUACUUUUCAUCUUGCGUUCUGUUUUAUUGUAGAAAAUCAUAUUAAAGUGUGUUACGAGCCAAAUGACACACCGCAAGCGUUUAAAUACGACAAACUGAGGUCGCUCGUCGAGUCAUUAUCACUGCUGCCAUUAAAUGGGUUUUCGUUAAGUUGAAUGGUUCCGUUAAAGUUCAAUGUUUAUAUUUGAUGUACUGUCAACAAUUCUCAACAAUACAUUUUUUAUGACUAA